CAUCUUGCAAGGCGCUUUAAAAACUUGAAUUGAGAGAUUUUCUUUCAGGAAUUUAAAGAGAAAUAAAACCCAAGUCCGUCGCUGCUGCUUGUACGCGCGGGGACUUGGCGCUUAAAGCAUGCAUUGUAACGCUUCAUGCGUUUUAAACCCAAAAACCGAAAAAUUGUAAAGAAUCAAGUACUAUCGCACCUUUUUGUGCCUGGUACUUGACUUCCGCGGGAUUAUUUGUAAGAUACUAAUCAAAAUUUUACCUUUCAGAUUAAUAUUUCCCUACUGUUGAUACUAAUAACUUUCCUUACAGGUCCUAAUCAUUACUACUUAUUUGCAAUUUGAUUACUAAUGAAAAGUUUAUUACAGAUGUUAGUUCUUAGUCUAUAUUUCUAUUGCUAAUCAGAUGUUGUUCACAGGCUGUCCCUGGCUAGUAAUAUGCAGUUUGCUUUCUGAUUUCAGGAAUUCAAACUCCCGAAAGACUCUAGAUUCUUUCAGAUUCUUAGUUUUAAUAUUAAUCAGAUGCUGUUUAGAUUCUACUCUGCCGGACUUGGGAUGCUGAGUUGUAGUGGUUUGCAUGGGGCUCUCGGCACAGUAUGUAGAAUAUAUGAUACAUUACAUAUUCUACAAACUGUACUUUUGGCGAUCGUUCCACUUGGGGAAAAAAUCGAAACGAGCCGAGGACGCUACCUCGUUUCAAGUGGUUGUCAUCGUUGAUACUAUGUCCAUAGAUCUAUGGCCCUAAAAAUUGGAUCUUAUUACACAAAUGAAAGUUUUACUCAUAGGUGUAGCUGAACAAUUUAUAUUGAAACUUUACAAAAUUAAAUUACCAUUCAGGUGAUAAAUACGAAAAUGAUUUCCCUGGUUGUGACCGAUUGAUUUAUCGACGAUCACAUUAACUGCAGUCGGUAUGCACCCCUAAGUGUGAGGAGGCUUUCAGGCGUAUGGAUGGCACUAGUAUCUCCUUUUCACAAAAUCACCACGUGUUUGCGAGAGUGGUCCAGAAGAAUUAUAGAUUAUAGUGGCCCAGAGCGUUGCCCAGAGUAGCCUCCGCUGUGCCUAGUCGCAUGUUUUUUCGCACGAAGUAGAUUAUCCACUUCUCGAACUCAUCAUUAUGAAACUUAAAACAGCUAAAUCACCGAAAAUUGCCAAAAAAAAUGUUAAGCUCAAGGGUCGUGGUGCAAAAAAUCGUGAAACCAAUGCAGUAGUUGAACAGUUUUCGGGAAUACACGAGCAUGAAAGCGAGGACGAGAAUGAGAUCAUUGAUGGGGGUAUUCAGUUUGAGAGCAAUGAAAAUGAUGAAGAGAAUGAUGAGAGCGACAGUGAAAGCAGCGAGGUUGAUCCCACAGAACACAAGAAAUCAUUGAUGAAAUUGAAAGAAACUGACCCAGAGUUUUAUAAGUUUUUGGAAAGUACUGAUAGUAAUUUGUUGGAUUUUAAAUUAUCGGACGAGGAUGAUGAUGAAGAUAGAGAUGAUGAGAAUUCUGAUGCAUUGGAUACCUCAAGACACACACCCAACGCUAGCCUAGAGAUUGCCAGUGAUGAAAGUGAUUAUGAGGAUGAAGCACAUAUCGAAACUGGUCAUACCGGAGGAACGAUCAAAGUCACACAGCGAUUGUUGAGUACGUGGCAAACUAACAUUAGGGUCGAUCGAACCUCGGUCACUAUAAAAUGUCUCACAGAAGCAUUACAUGCCGCUCUGGUCAGCAUUACCGGAGAUCCAGAAGAGUCCUUGAAUCUAUCUUACAAGGUUGAAGGGAGUGCAAUAUUUAACGGCAUCAUACAACUAUGCGUGAUAGAACUCCCAUCUGCUCUGAAACGGUUCCUCAAUGUUACUAAAGAUGCAAGAUUUGAACCACACAAAGCUAAGAAAUUCGUCAAAGUAAAAAAUACUUUGAAAUGUUACUCAAAAGACUUAAUUAAUAUAUUAGAAAAUGUUGCUUCGCCAGAUAUAUUGGCAAUUCUCUUGAAGCAUGUCCAUCAAAUGCUACCCUACUUCCAGUCGUUUUCAACCAUGGUAAAACGACUGCUUAAGUUACUUCUAAAAUUCUGGUCCGGCGCUGAAGAAAGCGUCCGCGUUGUAUCGUUUUUGAGUAUAUUACGCCUUGCGACUACCCAGAAAGAUGCACAGCUCGAAACCCUGUACAAGACAAUGUAUGUUAAAUAUGUCGAGAAUGCAAAGUUUGUAUCACCUUCAACAUUGCCUGGAAUUAAUUUCACUCGACGCUCCCUUGCUGAAAUAUACCUGUUGAACACCGACCUAUCAUAUAGACAUGCUUUUCUUUAUAUUCGUCAAUUGGCUAUCCAUUUGAGGAAUGCUACAACUUUGAAAAAAAAAGAAAAUUUCCAGACAUUAUACAAUUGGCAGUUUAUGAACUCCCUACAGUUGUGGGCUGAGCUCAUUUCUAUGUCCAAACCACAAUCUGCAUUGCGGGAUUUAUUGUAUCCUCUAGUACAGAUUAUAAUUGGAACUAUGAAAGUAAUUCCAACCUCUCAGUAUUACCCAUUGAGAUUUCACUGUGUAUCAAUGCUCACAAAAUUAUCAAAGAGCACCGGCGUCUUCAUCCCAGUACUUCCAUACCUGCUCGAGGUUUUAAAUUCGCACGACUUCAAUAAAAAACAUAAACAAGUAUCAAUGAAACCGAUAUCUCUGUCAUGCCUCCUCAGAGCCUCAAAGUCACAAAUGCAAGAGAAUGGGUAUAACAACGUUGUGAUUGAGACCAUCUAUGAAUUGAUUCUUGAGAACGCGUCCAAGGACAGUUGUUCCAUAGCUUUUUCAGACAUCUACGUGCCAUGCUGUAUUCAGUUGAAAUGUUUUCUGAAAGUCUGCCGUGUCGCCAACUACUGCAGAAAAAUGAAGCAACUUCUAGACAAAAUUCAAGAAAAUGCUAAGCACAUUGACGAGGCACGGGCCAAGAUCGUCUUCGAUUUGGGCGACAUGCCACAAAUACAUAAUUGGGAGAAUAGCAAACGAACAGAGGGUACGCCUGCAUCAAAGUUUUAUGAGGCUUGGUUCAAGGUUCAUGAAUCGCAAAAACUUAAAGCCCUCACGCAGAACGAUCAGAUAGCAGAGUAUAACUUACCAGCUCUCAGGAAAUCUAAAAAACGACGAAUUGACGAAACCUUAUUGGAUGGCGAGGAAGACGACGAGGCCACUGAAUCAGAUAGUGAUAUUCCAAAGAAGGUGAAAUCAAUUCGAAAGAAAAGCGAUAAUAAAAUAGCGAAUAUUCAGCGUCCGAUAGAUGUCGGCCGGGAUAAAGAUACGGAUUUAGACAUUGUCCGGAAUAUGACGAUAAGUGAUUGGGACUAAAAAAAUACUAAACCACGAACUUAUGUACAUUUCUAUAAAUCCAUGAGAUUCUCUCGUCGCCAAUGCAACUUGUAGUUAUUCUUCCAAAUGCUUAUCUGAUGUUUUCAAGUCCGCGUGAAUGACGGAUAAUUUGUUCUAGAAAAAAAAAUUGAUGCAGGAAGAAGAAAAGAAAUGGAAUUACACGUACCUAUGGACAUACAAGAUCCAGCAAAGAGAGAUUUUCUUGAGAACUUGACCACUAAAAUAUUGCACGUUGAAAUGGAUGAAGGAGAGAUGAAACGAAUUGAUUUACAAAAAUUAUUGACACCGGCUAACGAUUCGGAGGAACUACUCCACAGUAAAAACA
This is a messenger RNA of Athalia rosae (coleseed sawfly), 3644 nucleotides long. RefSeq names its product nucleolar complex protein 2 homolog (gene Noc2). Gene Ontology annotation, cellular component: Noc1p-Noc2p complex; Noc2p-Noc3p complex; nucleolus. Gene Ontology annotation, molecular function: transcription corepressor activity; histone binding. NCBI's taxonomy places the organism in Eukaryota, Metazoa, Arthropoda, Insecta, Hymenoptera, Athaliidae. The coding region runs from base 1103 to 3298 and encodes 731 amino acids. Gene Ontology annotation, biological process: negative regulation of transcription by RNA polymerase II; ribosomal large subunit biogenesis. The record is from RefSeq and is a predicted model, not a curated record. The transcript is spliced from 15 exons.